Messenger RNA from Tarenaya hassleriana, 2755 nucleotides. RefSeq names its product AUGMIN subunit 8-like. The record is from RefSeq and is a predicted model, not a curated record. Bases 434 to 2326 code for a protein of 630 amino acids. NCBI's taxonomy places the organism in Eukaryota, Viridiplantae, Streptophyta, Magnoliopsida, Brassicales, Cleomaceae. Gene Ontology annotation, cellular component: nuclear microtubule; centrosome; cytoplasm. The transcript has 8 exons. Gene Ontology annotation, biological process: centrosome cycle; spindle assembly. Gene Ontology annotation, molecular function: microtubule binding.
GAGAGCCAGACUCUUCCAUACAUUAAGAAAGAUUAGGUGGCGCGAAAACAACGUCCUUAUUGUCUCUCUCUGAUCCCAAAUCCGUUUGAAAUCGCUCCAUAAUCAGACCCGCUUAUUCUCGUUCCGGCUGUUUACCGGCGAGUUCUCUUUAUCUCCGGCGACGGAUCUUACGAUUUCCGUUUGGUUCACUUCGAUCUUGUUCGGAUCGUUGGGUUCUCCAUUUUGAUCUCGAAGAACGAGAAGAUUUUUCCAAGGAGUCGCGGCUCGAUUGAUUUCGGGGAUCUAGGGGUUUUCGUCAUCCCUCGAUUUUCCAGAAUAAAAGGGUCUUAGCGUUACAAACAACUGGAGUUGUGAUUAAAUUCACCUGAAUGCAGAGUAAAUGAGGGUCAGAGACGACUGAAUCCAUCAAUGCGGUUUUGUUUCAGUAGCUUGAAUGGAUAUAUAUGGGUCUAAGAAAGCAUCGGAGAUACAACAUUCAGUGCCAGAUACUACAAGACCGCCACUUGUUCCAGCUGAGAAGAACAAUGCAGCCGUUGCUACGCGCCGUCCUCGAACAAUGGAGGUCAGUUCAAGAUACCGAUCACCGACGCCCACCAAAAGCCGGCGAUUCCCAUCUCCGAGUGUCACGAGGACAGUAUCUUCGAGUUCCCAAUUGGUGCCAAGGAGAGCCAAUUCAGCCGAGAGAAAGCGGCCUUCGACACCGCCUUCUCCCAUUAGGCCAUCCACACCAGUACAUGAUGCAUCUAUAGAAUUGCCAGUGUCAUCUAGAAGGCUAUCUACUGGUCGGUUGCCUGAAAGCUUAUGGCCUUCCACGAUGAGAAGCCUCAGUGUUUCGUUUCAGUCAGAUAGUAUUUCAAUUCCUGUUAGUAAAAAAGAGAAAGCAGUUAGUAGUUCUUCGGUUGAUCGAACUCUGAGGCCAUCUUCAAAUGUAGCACAUAAGCAGGGUGAAACUCCCUCAGGAUCAAGAAAACCUACGCCUGAGAGAAAAAGAAGUCCUCUGAAGGGGAAGAAUGCCUCUGAUCAAACAGAGAAUUCAAAACCUGUUGAUGGGCCACGUAGCCGGCUAAUAGAACAGCAUCGGUGGCCUAGUAGAAUCGGUGGAAAGAUUACUUCUGAUUCGUUGAACAGAAGCUUGGAUCUAGCCGGUAAGCCGGCGAGACCUUUAUCACCUUCGACACUGGGAAUGGGAAAGCCAUCUACAAGGAGAAUGUCACUACCCUUAUACAGUGGUUCGAAACUUUUGCAAAAGACAUCCAGUGAUGAAAAUGGUGGAUUAUUGUCUCCCACAAAGUCAGAAGAUGGAAAUUCAGCACGGGCAUCUGGGCCUCGCAAGCUUCUGUCCGCGAGUUCUUUAGAUAGGACGACUUUAGCGACGGCUGUAGCUAGAUUACACCCGUUGUCCGCACCUGGUUCACGUCCUGCAACUCCGAGCAGAAACUCGUUUUCAUCAUCAUCCUCUAUCGCUCGAGGUAUGAGUCCUUCAAGAGGAAUGAGCCCUUCAAGAGGACUGAGUCCUUCGAGAGGCACAAACCCUUCCUGUUCUAGGCCAUCAACUCCACCUUCAAGAGGAGUAAGCCCUUCACGGAUCAGACAAACCGGCACUUCUACACAAACCAGUAACACAACCUCAGUUCUGAGUUUCAUCACUGAUGUUAAAAAGGGAAAGAAGGCUAGCUACAUAGAAGAUGUUCAUCAACUGCGGUUGCUCUACAAUAGAUAUUUACAGUGGCAGUUUGCAAAUGCUCGAGCUGAAGCCGUAAUGUACAUUCAAAAACUAAUCACCGAGGAAACACUAUACAAUGUCUGGUGUGCAACUUCAGAGUUACGGGAUCUUUUUAUAAGCAAAAGGACCCGUCUUCAACAGCUGAAGCUUGAGAUCAAACUGAACUCUAUCUUAAACCGGCAGAUGGAGCAUCUUGAAGAUUGGACUAUACUUGAGAGAGACCACAUUAGUUCUUUAGCUGGGGCAAUCGAAGAUUUGGAAGCAAAUACUCUCCGGCUCCCGGUCACUGGAGGAACUAAAGCAGACAUUGAAUCCCUGAAGUCAGCUAUGUCCUCUGCCCUUGAUGUUAUGCAGGCUAUGGGAUCAUCCAUCUGGUCUUUACUCUCAAAGGUGGAGGAGAUGAAUAAGCUGGUUUCAGAACUUGCUUUUCUAGCUUCAAAAGAGACAUCUAUGCUUACCCGAUGCGAAGAUCUUUUGGCCUCAGCCGCUGUCACGCAGAUCGAAGAUUGCAGUCUCAGAACUCACCUGAUGCAAACGAAUCAAGAGGAAACGGAUGAAACCGAAUCUCAUGUCUUGCGUGUAAGCAAGUUUCCAUGGCCAUAACUUCCUCAACAACACAUUCACACAUGGUAUCAUUUCAGGAAAACUGCAGAGACAUUAUUACAUCUUUGAUUCCCUGAAAUCAGCUUUCAUGUUCACAACCAAACUUCGCCUGAGAGCAAUCACAAUAAGGGUUAUCAAGUGAAUCAAGAAGUGGGUCGCCAACCCUCGGUCGGUUCUAACAUGAAAAGAAACUGGAGCGGUUCCCCAAAAAAAAUUUAUCAUGCGCAUCGAUUUUAUACCCUAUCCAACUUUUGCUCGGAAAAAUCGACAGAGCGAUGCGAAAUAUUCUAAUCUUCUUGCAGAGAUCGGAGGAGACAACGAAAUUAUACAACUUUGAUAUCGUAUUAAUUAGCUAUCUGAGAUCUGUUUCGUUUGUUUGUUACGAGAUUCUUGUAUUUUGUUGUUUUUUUAAAUCUAACCACUAUUAAU